AAAAAAAGGCAAUAAUAGAAAAAGAAAAACCCUUAUGUCCCCAAAUCAGUAAUUCCUGACGGCAAAGGGAGGGUUUUAGGGUUUAAGAGUGUGAGCUACUCAACGAGCACCACCAUUUCCAUUUUCCCUGGGACUGUUACUGUUUGGUGCUUCUGAUUUGCCGACUCUCGCCAUGUGGGCUCUCCGCCGUGCUUCUCUUCCUCUCAGGAACCGAGCAUUCAACAUAGGAACUUCUCGUGUAUGUUGUGCUAAUUUGGAGCUACCAAUUACUGACAGACAUGAGGAUGUUUGUUUCUUUGAGUCCUGUAAAUCAUUGUCUGAUGAAUGUCUGCCUUCCAAGAGACUAUACCACACAACAUGUGUUUCUUGGAACUUCUCCAUGGAUAAACGCAGCCUUUCUUCACAAGCUGGUGCAAAAAGCAAUGGCGAGGAAGAUGACUUGGAAGAUGGGUUCUCUGAACUUGAAACACCAUCUAGUGUUGAAGCAAUUCCAGAGAUCAAUGGAAAUGAUGAAAAUGUAGAUGAAUUAAUUUCUGAACCAGAACUCUCUGAAGUUGAUGAAGAAGUUGAGGCUUCCCAACAUGAGCUGGAGUUGUCAGAGACUGACGAUCCAAGUGAGAAAAUAUUGCGAAAGAAAAGAAACCCUUUAGCACUUUACAAGGCCAUCUUAGCUUUCCCAGGAUUCUCUGUUCAUGGUGCUCUUGAUAAGUGGGUAGAAGAAGGAAAUGAAAUAAACCGGACACAGAUAUCAAUGGCCCUGCUCAAUUUUCGCAGGCGUCAAAUGUUUGGGAGGGCAUUACAGCUUUCAGAGUGGUUGGAGGAGCAUAAGAAGAUUGAAUUUAAUGAAAGAGAUUAUGCAACUCGUCUCGGCUUAAUCGCCAAAGUACGUGGCCUCCAAAAGGCAGAAAACUAUCUCGAGAAGAUUCCAAAAUCCUUUAGAGGUGAGGUAAUGUACCGAACCCUGUUGACGUACUGUGUCUCUACCAGCAAUAUGAAGAAAGCCGAAGAAGUUUUCAACAAAAUGAAUGACCUAGAAUUCCCGGUCACAGCAUUUACUUGCAACCAGUUGCUACUCCUCUACAAGAGGCUUGACAAGAAGAAAAUACCAGCUGUAUUACUGUUAAUGGAGAAAGAAGAUGUCAAGCCAACUGCCUUCACAUAUAAAGUCCUAAUAGAUACAAAAGGCCAGUCAAAUGACAUAACUGGAAUGGAGCAAGUUUAUGAGACAAUGAAGGUGGAAGGCAUUGAGCCAGACAUCAGCACAAAAGCCACCUUGGCUAGGCACUAUGCCACUGGCGGGCUUAAAGAAAAAGCCGAGGUGGUUUUGAAGGACAUGGAAUCUGGAAGCUUAAAACAGAAUCGUUGGGUUUGUCGAUCUUUGCUUCCCCUUUAUGCUGAGUUGGGAAAUGCCAACGAAGUAGGGAGAGUUUGGAAGGUUUGUGAAUCAAAUCCUCUGUUUGUAGAGUGUUUGGCUGCAAUCGAAGCUUGGGGAAAGUUGAAAAAGAUUGAAGAAGCAGAGGUAGUUUUUGAUAAGAUGUUAAAAUCAGGGAAGCAACUUUCUUCCAAGCAUUAUUCUGUGAUGUUGAAGGUGUAUGCGAACAAUAAAAUGCUAGACAAGGGUAAAGAUCUUGUCAAGCAUAUGGCAGAUAACAAUUGCGAGAUUGGGCCAUUAACUUGGGAUGCACUUGUGAAACUCUAUGUGGAAGCAGGAAUGGUUGGAAAGGCUGAUUCUAUUUUGCAGAAGGCUACCCAAAACAACCAAAAGAAGCCACUGUUCACUUCUUAUAUGACAAUUUUGGAACAAUAUUCAAAGAAGGGGGACAUCCAUAACUCAGAAAAGAUAUUUCAUAGGAUGAGACAGGCUGGUUAUACGCCUCACCUUCGUCAGUUUCAAUCUCUUGUUCAGGCCUAUGUAAAUGCCAAGGCUCCAGCUUAUGGAAUCUGGGAGAGGAUGAAAGCAGAUAAUGUCUUUCCCAACAAAUCUGCACUGGCACAGUUGACACAAGUUAAUCCAUUUAAGAAGACAGCAGUGUCGGAUUUGUUUGAUUGAGGAAUCUGAGGUUGCUCCUGCUCUCUUCAGAACCGGUAGUUUAAAUGUCUAGUUCGAAUCCUGGAUCUGUGAGCAUCUAUCUACUAGUAUUAGGUUUAUUUAUGUUUUUCUAUUUAUCCUUUGAAUUAAUCUUAUACUGGAGGAUCUCUUUGUUACUGUAUGAGUCUGACAAAACCUUGUGGGUAUUUAGGGACGUCGUUGCAGCUGCGGUUGAAAGUUUUUGCAGGGCAUGAAUGCGCAACGUCAGAUUCUCAAUGGAAGUUCUUUAGCUCGCCCAUCUCUUCUAGGCAGUAGGAACUCUUGCUUUUUUGACACAUUGGUAUAAAAUCUAUCACUCGACUAUUUUGCUCAUUGUAGUCCAGUGCUGCAUAGAAGCCUUUUGCUUUCCUUCAA
Molecule: messenger RNA, 2443 nt
Organism: Pyrus x bretschneideri (Chinese white pear)
Lineage: Eukaryota; Viridiplantae; Streptophyta; Magnoliopsida; Rosales; Rosaceae
Product: pentatricopeptide repeat-containing protein At1g80270, mitochondrial
Cellular component (GO): mitochondrion
Molecular function (GO): protein binding
Source: RefSeq, a predicted model, not a curated record